Molecule: messenger RNA, 1372 nt
Organism: Cucumis melo (muskmelon)
Lineage: Eukaryota; Viridiplantae; Streptophyta; Magnoliopsida; Cucurbitales; Cucurbitaceae
Product: NAC domain-containing protein 92
Exons: 3
Coding region: 178-1212 (344 amino acids)
Biological process (GO): regulation of DNA-templated transcription
Molecular function (GO): DNA binding
Source: RefSeq, a predicted model, not a curated record
GCUUCGUCUCAGCUUCUUCUUCAAGGUUUUUAUCUAAAAGAUUUCAUGUAUCCAAAUUAAUUUUCACUCGUUUAUAAUAAAUACCACAUCUCUGUUCAAGUUACAAAGCUGAUCCUCCCUUAUAUAGCUUCUUCUUCUUCUUCUUCUUCUUCUUGAAAGAAAAAGAGAGAUUAUAUUAUGGAGGAAAAUCUACCUCCUGGAUUCAGAUUUCACCCAACUGAUGAAGAACUCAUUUCUUAUUAUCUCACUCAAAAGCUUUCUGAUUCUUCUUUCACUUCUAAAGCAAUUGGAGUUGUGGAUCUCAACAAGAAUGAACCUUGGGAUCUUCCAGCUAAAGCUACGAUGGGAGAGAAAGAAUGGUACUUUUUCAGCUUACGAGAUCGAAAAUACCCAACCGGGCUCCGAACCAAUCGAGCGACGGAGGCGGGUUAUUGGAAGACCACAGGGAAAGACAAGGAAAUCUUUGGUGUUGGUCAUGCUUUGGUUGGAAUGAAAAAAACUCUUGUGUUUUACAAGGGAAGAGCUCCUCGGGGUGAGAAAAGUAAUUGGGUUAUGCACGAAUACCGCCAACAAAGUAGCCAUUUUUUCAAACCCUCCAAGGAAGAAUGGGUAGUUUGCAGGGUAUUUCAGAAACAAAAUACACCAAAGAAACCACAACAAUCAUCAUCAUCUCAACCAUCUCUUUCAUCUCCUUGUGAUACAAAUUCAAUUGUCAAUGAAUUUGGAGAUCAUAUUGAAUUAUCAAACUUCACCAAUAGUAAUAUUACUUCAUCUCAAACAUAUGAAAACAACAACAUGAUCAAUAAUAAUAAUAACAUGAUGAAUAUGAAUAUGAAUUUGAAUUUGAAUAAUUGGGUUUCACCAACAAAUGAAACCCUAAUUCCUUCUCUUUCAUGGCCACUUAAUUCCAAUCUUCUAACUUCUUCAAAUAAUCUUUCUAUGAAUUCUCUUCUUCUCAAAGCAUUGCAACUUAGAACCUUUCAACAACAAAGGGAUAAUGUUUUGGCUUCUUCUUCUUCUAAUACUUUUAAUAAUAAUAUUCAUGACCAUCAUCAUCAUCAAGCUGCCAAUAUUGUUCAUUCUCAAUUUGGGACAACAAAUGACCAUUUGAGCUGCUUCCAACCUUCUUCGUCUUCUAAAGUUUUUGAACCUUCAUCACAACAGCAACAACAACAAGAGGAGCAACCAUUGAACUUGGACUCCCUAUGGUGAAACUAUGUUGAUCUUAUGAAUCAUUAGUUCACUCAAUUAAUGUUUAUGUGAAGAAUACAUGUAAUGUAAUGUAACUAACCCUCUUCUUAGAACUUUUCUAAUAUGUCAUUUUCAAUAAGGGAAGUUUUAGAGGAGAUCAUAUGAAAUUGUAACUUUGUCA